Messenger RNA from Cyphomyrmex costatus, 2835 nucleotides. RefSeq lists its product as uncharacterized. NCBI's taxonomy places the organism in Eukaryota, Metazoa, Arthropoda, Insecta, Hymenoptera, Formicidae. The record is from RefSeq and is a predicted model, not a curated record.
AUGACUACAAUACCUCAUGAUUUACAGAUGUCUUAUUUACGGGCAAUUCAAAAAAUACCGGGCGAUACUGCCAAUGAGAAAUUAUGUUGGAUCGGAAGAUUGGCUUUGUACCAGAGCAGUAGCGAUCUUGAACAAUUUCCACCAGAAUUACUGCCUAUAUUAAAUGUAGAAACUGCCAUCAAAAAAAAGAAACAUGAAGAUAUAACAUUUGCUCUUAAGUGCGAAGACUCAGCGAUAAUAAACCGUGCCUUUAAAGCCUUUUGGUUUUUUGAUGGUAGCCAUAAAGAAAUUGUUAACGUCAGGUAUUUUUUCGAACAUCUUUUCCCUUACGUUUCUGUAAACACAAGAACCCGUAUUGUACUAACGCUUGCACAUCAAUUGUCUGGCAAGGAUCCAAUUUUUGCGCAGGAAAUAUUUACAGAAAUGGUAUCGAUUUAUGGCAUUCAAAUCGCUUAUCCGUUGAUCAUAGCUUGCAAUGAGACUUUCACUUAUGAAAUAAUUGUGCAGAAGGAAUUAGUGUUGCCUAUUAACAUUGUUAAAAAGAUCUUUUAUAUCAAUCCGGAUUUGGUAGUGCGUUUUCUCAAAUUAUUGAAACCCCGUGAACUAAAUGCGACUGAGCGUAAUACGACUCCCUUCGCGAUCGGCAUUGAUAGAUACAAAUCUUUCCUCCCUAAAUUAAUAAAGAAACGACUGGAGGCUUUUAUAGAACUGUUUGAGAUUCAUGAAACUUCUCCACCGAAUAUUAUUUUGAGCAACAAGUGCGCCGAAAUAUUUCUUAAGAAAGCUCAGCAACACCUGAUACAAAAGCCACAGUUAUAUAUUCGUAUCUUGCCACUCAAAAAAAUUAAUAAGGAUUUAAUGGAAAAAGUUUUCCCUGGUCUGUUGCCUACAACAAUAUCUGACUUCUCUACAGAUAAUAUGCUCAGUUACUUGAAACAUUAUCCACGUGAUAAACAAUACGAUUUGCUUAGUAAAUCAUACAAGGAUAAAUAUAAUGUUGAUCUUCUUGACGAAACAAACAAUGUUACGCCUGCCUUAUUACAGUUAUUACCUGUCGAGGAACGAAUCAAACAGGCUAAAAUUAAAAUUCUCGAGGAGCAGAACUUAGAGGAGAAUCGUUGUCAAUAUUUAUUCUAUAUGGAAAACGCUUGGAUUUGUUAUUUACCUGUUAACGAAGUUAUUCCGGUUAUCAAAGAAAAAUUAAAUAAAACUACAGAAAAAAUGGAUAGAAUUGAUCUCCUUUUGCAAAUGAUCUAUGCUUGUAAUGUUAAUAAAGAUAAUGAUGCCUUGUUCGAUUUCUUAAAAUAUUUUUUAGAUAGACAUAAAAACGAAGACAGGCUGGUGUUCACAAAAAUAUUCGAUCAACUAUCAGAAAUAUACAAUUUACCUUAUUUAAAUGAAAAGCUGAUUUCUCUUAUAUUAGACAUUGUUCAAUUAUGUUAUGUAAAACAUAAAUUCAUGCCGGUAAUGAUACUCGUGGCUAUAAUACAUUUCAAACUUAUACACAAUAUGCCAAUUGAGGAGCUCAUCGAUAUGCUUUUGGAAAGUAAUCGACGUUACGAAUUUAACAUACUUACAGAAUAUCCACGGUAUGAGAGACAAUGUCUCGUAACUUUCGCAAAUCAAAUUAAAAAAAAAUCUUUUAAAGAGAUUUAUGAAAAAAAGUAUUUUUUCAGCAAAUUAUUUGCAGCAAUAUAUGAUUUUAAUAACUGGUAUAAAAAAUCGUGCACCAAAAUAGAAAAAAUGACAAUUAGAGAUUAUCCUUGGUUAAUGGAUGUUAUUUACGAAAUUCUACGUUCUGGCAAAAAUUCUAUCUUGAAAAAUAUAUUGCAGGAAAAUGAGCCAGAACUGUACUGCAGUUGGUUUCCUUCAAAUAUCCCAAAUGCGUGUGUAACGUCAGGCGUGGCGCACGCUCUAUUGAAACGAGAUUUACCAAACAUACUGGAUAAUUGGGAAGAAUAUUUAGCAAAUUGCAUGAAGGACUAUAAUUUAAAACAUGUACAACGUUUUAUCAAGGCCACACAAUGGUAUAAAGACUUGCCCAUUAAAUUUUUUGAACGUUGCAUGAAUUAUAUUUACGAUAAAAAUACAGAUGAAAUAUCAUCAAGCCUAGUUGUCUUGGCUCUUUUAUGUCAUGGUGAUGAAUUGACAAAACUGAUCGAUCCUUUCAUACCCAUAGAAACAACGAUAGAUAUCAAUCAUCCCAAUGCUAAAAAUAACUAUGAAAUUAUAAAAUAUUUACUAUUGAGCAUGAGACUUUCUAAUCCACCAAUACCUCUCGAUCUCAUAGUUAGAUUGUGUGUAGGAGAUUAUUUAUCAAUAGGUUUGUAUACACUAACAAGUGUAAGUAGGCGAACUUCUUUGCCUAAAGUUAUAUCAAUUGCACAAAAAUUGAUGAGUAUGGAUGUGACCACACGUAAGCAUGGAAUUGGGCUGAUGUAUAUGAUAACGACUAUGCAUGAGCUUACAGACUUUCUCCAGAAAACGUGGGCAAUCGAGAAGGAUCAUUCAGUACGACAAAUUUUAUUCGAGACGUUCCAGAUAUGUUUUCUUUCAGACCCAAAUCCUGAAACAUGGUCCCUAUAUUGUCAAACUGUAUCAACGUUGAGUCUCGAUGACGAAGCAUUGGUUUCAGAGAUGAAGCUAUUUUCCAAGAUUCCUAGUGAAUACGUCGUAAGAUAUCUCGAUCUAUGGCUCAAAACGAUAAACGAUUUUCAAGGAUUGGACGACCAAAAAAAGAACAAAUACGUUGCAAAAUUCUUAGCAACAUUUACUGAAUCUAUUUUCAAUCUUUUAUCUGAAGAAUUUACUGAAAAUAUACUUCGAAGAUUUUGA